AUGGCACCCGGCGGCCACUGGAACGACCCAAACUUCCUCCACGACCUUGUGGUGGCCUUUUACGAGGCCGGGAUCGAGGCGAAUGCCAUGAAUGCCGAGAUUCGCAAAGAUGUUGCGGCCCGCAUGAAGGCCCGAAAGCACGAAGUUACUUGGGAGGGCAUUCGGUGA
Molecule: messenger RNA, 168 nt
Organism: Metarhizium brunneum ARSEF 3297
Lineage: Eukaryota; Fungi; Ascomycota; Sordariomycetes; Hypocreales; Clavicipitaceae
Source: RefSeq, a predicted model, not a curated record